Messenger RNA from Dreissena polymorpha, 1381 nucleotides. Its product is annotated as proprotein convertase subtilisin/kexin type 5-like. NCBI's taxonomy places the organism in Eukaryota, Metazoa, Mollusca, Bivalvia, Myida, Dreissenidae. The record is from RefSeq and is a predicted model, not a curated record. The transcript has 6 exons. The coding region runs from base 1 to 789 and encodes 262 amino acids.
AUGACUCGCUACCAGCUGUCUGAACAGGUAAACUGCAUUCUCCUUGCACUUGUGUGCCCGUGUGCCGCAAAACCAUGUUCAGAGGAUACCGAAUCCGAGGAAACCAGUAGCGGUUGCGAAUCAAGUUCCCAUGGGACCGAUUCCGAUGAUCGAAAGGUUGAAAUCGUCAUAAACAUUAAGGACUGCAGUAGCAGUUCUAGCUGUCAGGAGGACACGCCAUGUAGCGAUGGGUGCCCUGAUUGCUCAGUAACGGACCAUGCUCAGUGCAACGAAACGACCAAACAAUGCGAAUGUAAAUUCGAUGGCGAGUUCCCAAAUUGCUGUCCCGAUUGUUCAGCCGUUGAUGGACAAAUCUGCUGUAUACCAGGGGUGAACUGCGGGUCGGCCAACGUCGGAGAAUGCUUCUGCGAGAACGGUGAAAUUCCAAAAGAAAAUGGCCCUAUCGAAUGUUGUCUUGUUAAGUGCCCGGAUGGAGAGGCGUGCGGAGAGGACGGAGUUUGCAAACCAACCAUUCCGUUUGGCAAGAUAUGCGUCGAUGACGGUGUCCGCUCUUCAAACGCAUGCGACCAAAGGGCGGGCAUCAAAUGUCACACGUACGACUGCUGUGGGCAAGAAAGUAAUAUCGAUUGCCGCGACAAGUACUGCCUGUGUGAAACCCCUCAGGGCUGGGAGUACAACAACGCAACCGUUCCCUGCAAAUUCGUGGGAGGCCGGCCGGACAAAAAGCUAUGUUUGGACGCCCCUGAUGAUUUCGGCUCACCUACUACUACUACUUCUACUGUAAUCUAACUAUCCCGUAAACGACGAGUUGCGAGCUACCGAUGACCUCGACGGUAGCAAACAUAUAGUUACGAUUCGUCUGUCCAAAUUGCAUCUUACAACGUUAUGCUGACACCUUUGCACGUGCUCUAUAUUUCGUAAACAUUUGGUAGUGACAAUCUAAAAAAUAAAUGUUUAUUUAACCAAAUGUAUGGGGGACAUCAGAGAAUACACGAUAAAAGCAACGUAAAUUGUCAUUUAAAAUACUCUAAAAAACUAAUUUAUAUCCGACCAUAUCUUAUCUGCCCGUUCUUGUAGUAAGAUAACUUGUACUUAAAGACCGUAUGAACAACAAAGAUAACAAACAGUCUUCCUUAGCCAAAAUUCUGCUUACAUACGGUGCAUACAUAUUUACAUACAUCAUUUAAUUUGAACUGUAUGCGGCAUUGACGUUUUAAAUACGUGGGCAUGUAAACAUCAAAAAGUAUUCACUGAUACAAAUAUUAAAAGUGUAAAAAUUCUCUGUUGAUCAAUAGCUUAGUUCUGUCACCAUGAUUAAGUAUAGAAAUGUAUUUACAUUUGAUGUAUUCAACUUCCCUUUAAUUAAACGUCAGCAUAGCAA